AUGUGCUCGAAAUGCCGAUCGACAGGAGGAGAUCGCAUCCCUUUUUCGCGCGGAGUCUCGACCAGCAUUUGCUUGCGGGUGGGAGCAGCCAGAACUGUUGCUGCGCAAUAUGAUGUGUCGGCGGUUAUGGCCUUCAACGUUCAUCGCGUCCUCCACCUGACCGUCUUCACCUUCUUCUCCGUCAUUCUAUUCCUCUGCAUCGUCCUGACCCCUGCCGAUGCGAUCUACCAGUGCUACGUCACGCACCGCCUCACAAACGUCUUCAUCAUCACCGGCGGCUACGUCGUCACCUUCAUCCUCGCGGCUUUGAUCUACGCGACACGCAUUUACACCAAUCGGACCGUCCUCUCCGGCAUUCCCAAGGCAUGGAUCCCUGUCGAGAAACAAGACGUCGGAAAGAGUGUGCGGCGACUGGUCAAAGAGGGGCUUGCGCAUAGUGCCAUUAUUGCCUACCAGGCUCGGCCGCGGGACAUCGCAACCGAAGGACAUGCUUUUGCAGACUACGAAUCGCUGUUGGUGGACCAUGACAGCCCGCCCUGGGGUCAGGUCGAGCACCCUGGAUGGUCGUCACCCGCGUGUCCUGACUUGCCCGACCUCCCGUAUCGCACCGUGGUCCAGGAACUGCCCCAUCUCAUUGAGGCCAAAGCUGUCUCCCUAGCUCCUCCCGACCCGAUCUUUACGGCCACUCGCCGUGCGCUCCACACGCCUUUUCCUGACACCGAAGAGUCCAUCCCAGACACGCGGGUGGUGGAGGUGUUACGGCGUCCGAUAUCAAUGGGAUUGCGGGGGUAUUUGCAGCACCUCACUGCGCUGAACGUGAUUGAUCCGCCGGAGAUUGGGAUGGAGUUUGUUGCUCUGUAUGAGCGAGCUCGCUUCUCGGCGCGUGAGCUGUACGAGGCCGAAUUUAGGACCUUGAUGCACGUCUUUGCCGAGCUGUUGCGAAGUAUGAAGGUUUUGGAUCCCCACGUCUUGGAUGAGGUGCGGGGUGGGAGCUCCCGUGCCGACAGUGAGUCCCUCAUUGGGCCCUCGGACGAGGAGGGGGAGACAGAUACGGUGGACUCCUAUGAGGGAAGUGAAGCUAUGUCCCGGGGUCGGAGCAACAGCCUGCGGCCUUCGAAUGCGUCGACCUGGGAUGGUCGUUCCGCCAAGCAGGGUCGCUGGUCGCCUGUGUGGUCGAGACGCCCCGAGCCGCAGCGAACAUUGGUGCCCCCUCGGACGCCGUCGAUGCGAUCGCUUAGGCGAGUGCAAUCGAACGUAUCUGGUAGUUCUGGGGGAAGUGUGAUUCGCUUGGCUUUUAUCCAGCGCGGACGCUCUUUCUUUACCCCAACCCCAUCGGCGACCCCCCAGGAGAGUCCCAAGGACAGCCCCAAACCCGACGAUGUCGUCGAAGAGUUCAAGCAGGCCCCGUCGGCGGACACGCUUUUCCCUAAGGUUGACCCCUCCGUUGACGGAGAGGAAUGCCUCCACGACUGUGCCUCGUGUACGGUGAAAUACCCCGCCAAGUUCGAUGUCGAUCAGGAGGAUAAUAUGUACGGGAAUAUCAACGGCUGGUCCACGCACGUGCUGGUUGCGACCGGUAAGACGGACUGGGUGAGGGACGUGGCCGAUGAGGAGGGGAGCGUCAUGGAGGCGAUCGAGAAGGGGGGGCUAGUACCAAGCAACGGGAAAUUAAAACUGUCGGCCUCCAACAUGCCCGUUCCCGACGAGUACCAUUACCACGAGUCCGGAAAGCAGCCAACGACCGUGCUGGUCCUCCCCAGUUUUACCAUCGUUGAUCAUGUUACGCCGGCUUUGGCGCCCGAUCUGAUCAAAUAUUUUGUUAACCGCUCGCCCACGACCACCACGCCACUGGGAGUGGUCGAGUCGACGGAAACCGAGAACGAUGAACAACCACCAUCGAGCGAAGACAUCCAGUCGCUCACCACCCUUCAAUCCCGCCCUUGCCCUCACUCCGCCAUCAUUCUUCUCUGCUCGCACCGCACCCGAGACGCGCGCUGCGGUCAGUCCGCGCCUUUACUCCGCAAGGAAUUCGAGCGACACCUGCGUCAUCUCGGACUGUACCGGGACCUGGAUGAUGAACGGCCGGGCGGAGUCGGAAUCUACUUUAUCAAUCACGUCGGAGGUCACAAGUAUGCGGCGAAUGUGAUCGUCUACCGACGCCGGGACUUUGACUGGCACAAGACCGCAGAAGAGGCCGAGACCAGGGAGGAGGGCGCGGCGCAGGGUAUCUGGCUUGCACGGGUAAGGCCGCAAGACUGCGAGAACAUCAUCCGGUACACAGUCUUGCAGGGCAAGGUGGUGAAGCCAGGAGAGCAGCUUCGAGGUGGCUUUGAUCGAGCCACGGGGUUGACUAGCUGGUAG
Messenger RNA from Aspergillus ibericus CBS 121593, 2361 nucleotides. RefSeq names its product sucrase/ferredoxin-like domain-containing protein. The record is from RefSeq and is a predicted model, not a curated record. The transcript has 3 exons. NCBI's taxonomy places the organism in Eukaryota, Fungi, Ascomycota, Eurotiomycetes, Eurotiales, Aspergillaceae. Bases 1 to 2361 code for a protein of 786 amino acids.